UAAAUUGAAGAACACUUAGAGCAAUCUUUCCUCUUCCUGUCUUGUGUCCGUGUUAUAUCAAUUUAUAAUCGUCAAUAUACAGAGCUUAUUCAUUUUUAAGCCAAAUCGAAAGUAGAGUCUAUUUGUUGGUAUUUAGGACAUUUUAGCAUUAAAGAAUGGACGAUGUUCUCUUCCAGACCAUGGGUUGGCGGUGGCCUGUAUUGACUGUUUCCUGUGCUGUUUUUGUAUAUUACUACAUAUACAGCCGCAGUGAUCCACGUGUAUCUGGCCACGUGUCAGCAAACAGCUCCUACGACUAUAUAAUUGUGGGAGCAGGGACGGCGGGUUGUGUUCUCGCCACCAGACUGUCCGAGCACCCGGAUAUUUCAGUCUUGCUCCUGGAGGCGGGCGGGUCAGAGGAAGAUAACCCCGUCAUCCGGGUACCUUUUGCGGCUCUAGAACUUCAGAAUAGUGAGGUAGACUGGGCGUAUAGAACUGAGCCCCAGCAGAAGGCGUGCCUUGGCAUGGACAAACAGAGAUGUGCAUGGCCCAGGGGGAAGGUUCUGGGAGGGUCAGGAUCUAUAAACAAUCUAAUUUACGUCCGAGGAAAUCGCCAUGACUAUGAUGGCUGGGCGAGGGAAGGCUGCGAUGGUUGGAGCUACAAGGAGGUACUACCGUACUUCAUCAAAUCCGAGGACAUUCAAAUACCGGAAUUUAGAAACUCAGCUUACCGCGGUAAAGGGGGACCACUCCCUGUUAAGGAUGGCACCGUCACUCCCCUUGCUGACAUAUACAGACAGGCAAUGGAGGAAUUAGGGUACACAGACACAGACUGCAACGGCAGAACCCAGACAGGGUACUGUCCCACACAGGAGAACGUCAUGGGAGGGGAGAGAUGGAGCACAGCUCGAGCCUUCCUCCGGCCCGCCAUGAAUCGCCCCAACCUCCACGUCAUAAUGAACGCCCACGUCACCAAGAUUUUGACAGAUGAAAAGACGGUGACAGGUGUGUCCUUCAUCAAAGACAACAUAAAACACACCGUAAGGGCCACAAAGGAGGUCGUGUUGACAGCCGGCGCCAUUAACAACCCCCAGCUACUUAUGCUGUCCGGCAUAGGGCCAAAGAAACAUUUACAGCAAAUGAAUAUUCCGGUUAUGGCCGACCUUCCGGUUGGAGACAAUCUACAGGAUCACAUCUUGAUGGGGGUCACCUUCAAUGACCGGACCAAUAGCGCGGGGGCGGCGCUGCCCUCACUGGCCACCAUGUUACAGUACCUCAUCUUUCGGUCAGGCACACUCAGCGAACCACAUUUAGAAGCCAGUGUAUUCAUUAAAGACGACGACAGCCAAUUUCCUUCAACACAAUUUACGUUUUAUAGCAUCCAGAACCAUCCAGAACUUAUCGACAAAUUCAUUAAGCUGACGAAUCUUGAUCCAAAGAUAAGAGAUGGGAUGCGAGAGAGAUUCCAAAAAAGCAUCAACACAGAAAUAGGGACGUUUUUUGUAGAAAAUAUACUUCUCCACCCAAAAAGUCGUGGAACUAUUCGACUUCAAAGUGCAGACCCGUUUGAUCCUCCGCUCAUUGAUCCCAACUAUUUAGAUCACCCGGAUGAUGCAAAGGUCCUCCUUAAAGGUAUAGAUACGAUGAUGAAAAUAGCCAAUACAACCGCGUUCAGGUCUAUUGGCGCCUCACCUAACGACCCCUCGGACGAGUACCUGCCCCCAUGUAAUGAACUGCCUUUCCCCUCUAAGGAGUAUUGA
Molecule: messenger RNA, 1739 nt
Organism: Magallana angulata
Lineage: Eukaryota; Metazoa; Mollusca; Bivalvia; Ostreida; Ostreidae
Product: glucose dehydrogenase [FAD, quinone]-like
Exons: 11
Coding region: 156-1739 (527 amino acids)
Molecular function (GO): flavin adenine dinucleotide binding; oxidoreductase activity, acting on CH-OH group of donors
Source: RefSeq, a predicted model, not a curated record